UUUGGUGAAAGGCUGUUGUUGUCGCGGGAGUGGUGUUACACGUAGCACAAACUUGCGGUGCAGCUGCUCAGCUCUUCCGUGCUGUGUACAACUGCACACAGGAUGGUUUUGUUGUUGUGGAGAGGUAACGUUAAAUAACAAGUUCUUUGUUUACACUGAAACAUCUCGGUGUUUCAAAACUGGACGAGUGAUGGAACCGAGACACAACAGAGGCCGAGGGGGAAGCUGGAAGAGGGGAGGUGGGAGUGAAUCCCACCAGAGUUCGGGUGAACACCGUGGACGGGGCAGGGGUAGCCACCAUCGUGGAAGAGGGAGAAGGGACCACUAUCGGGGCAGGGGGCGGGGUGGACCUGUUGCAGACCAUCACCAGGGUCGAGAUGAGACAGACAGUGUGGACCAGGAGGAUGAGGGGUUUCAGACAUUUUCUCGGAGGAAGCUGGAGUCCAACUGGGACCGCUAUGAAGCUGAGGAGAAAGAGAAGCUGCAGGAGGAAGGACCGACGCAGCGAGGGACUGACUACCACGCCCUGCUGGGCUCCGCAGGCGACUCCUUCACCCAGUUUCGCCUGUCCGAAGAGAAGGAUUGGGAGGCGGACUCUUUGUCCAGCAAUCAGGUGUCUGCUAUGCUUGUGGACCUCCAGGCAUUGGCCCAGUCCCUCCAGCAACUCCCCCUGCACGUGAGGCUCAACCUGGAGGUCGAGCACAUACAGGCGGCGACCCCAGUAGAGCUUCCCACGGUGACUCCGAAGCCGAAACAGGACGCUAAUCUGAACGGUCUGUUCAGGCCUCCUCCAGCACAACAGGGCCUCUCUGGAAGCCUGGGCCUUUCCUGUCCCGUAAGGCCUGUUUUAGGCACCGCAGGUGGGACUGCAGUGCCUUCCAAGGCCCCCGUGGCGUCCUGUGGGACAUCCACACCCCCAGCCGAUGAGCUGGACCAGGAGCUGGAUGUGCUCCUCACUCUACAGACCAGUGGCCCUGAUCAGUCCCAGCCUACACCUGCCCCUGAGGAUGAGAUGAAACUCCCUGAUACGUCGACAUCCCAGGAGGGAGAACCGGAGGCCGUUCCCCCGGAGGCGGAGGCGGAGGCUGCGAAGCCGGAGGCGGAGGCGAAAAGGCAGGAGGUGGUGGAGGACGACCUGGAGGACUGGCUGGACAGCAUGAUCUCCUGACCCCACGAGCUGGACAUGAAGAUUCAUACAACUAAGACAGUGGAGGCGGUGGACCAUCCAUCCCUGUUACACCAUCACACACGCACAGUAACACAUGCAGCUACACACAUACACAAGCAUGCACACACACACACACCAACUGGUUUUCCCUUUUGCUGCUGGCAGUUGUGUGUGUCUCUGUACUUUGCUAGAAAGUGCAGCCACUGCUUCUAAAUGACAUUUUGAGUGAAGGCUUUACAAUUGCACUAAUGUCAGUCUCUGGAAAAGGUAAGAUAGCAGUGAUUUUGGUGUAGAAAACCUGGUACACAAAGCGCUGGCCUUUGAUGAAGUCAAUUAAGUUGACUGGCAGGGCAAUUAAUAUUUUGUAGGAAAGGAAUGAAUAAAUUGUGUUAGUGUUGCACUUUUGAUCGCAGACCUCAAAGUUGUACCAGUAUUGCUGUCCAUCAUAGUAUUCCCAUUCCAUUGGAAUGUUCAGACACAACCCCGACUGGAACAAACACACAAUGUCUUCUAUAUAACUCAAGCCAUAGCACUCUGUCCAUCCAAGCACCAGGUGCAAUCCCAGAUGCAGGAACCAGUCAGACUUUGUUGCAUUGGUUUCUUUAUUUUUUUUUUUUUUUUUUCCCCCUCCAAAGAAAUGUAGAGUUCGGCAAAGCAACUAAACACAAGUGACCGUACAUGUGCAUUUUCCCUCUGUUCUCAUGUGGCUCUGAAUAAACUGCGUGAGGUAA
Anguilla rostrata (American eel) is the source of this 1899-nucleotide messenger RNA. RefSeq names its product apoptosis, caspase activation inhibitor (gene aven). Bases 191 to 1168 code for a protein of 325 amino acids. Lineage: Eukaryota; Metazoa; Chordata; Actinopteri; Anguilliformes; Anguillidae. The record is from RefSeq and is a predicted model, not a curated record. The transcript has 6 exons. Gene Ontology annotation, biological process: negative regulation of G2/M transition of mitotic cell cycle.